AUGGAAGAACUCAACCUUCCCUAUGAACUCAAAAGCUUUAACUUCGGAGAUGUCAAGAAGAAGCCAUUCAUCGAUGUUAAUCCUAACGGUCGAGUUCCUGCCAUCGUUGAUCCAAACACUGAUUUGACGCUCUGGGAAUCCGGGGCGAUAAUCCAAUACCUCAUCGAGCAAUACGACGCGGAGAGGAAACUCUCAUAUGACUCGCUCCACGAAAAGCAUCUUCUGAACCAAUGGCUCCAUUUCCAGAUGAGCGGACAGGGCCCAUACUACGGCCAACUCGCAUGGUUCACGGUCCUGCACGCGGAAAAAGUCCCCUCUGCAAUAAUGCGCUACAGAAACGAAGCACUCCGCAUCCUCGGCGUCCUCAACACUGUCCUCGAGGGCAGAACCUGGCUCGUUGGAGACAAGUGCACAUUCGCAGACCUGGCUUUUCUCCCGUGGAACGAGAAUCUGGGUAUCCUGCUGGGCGGUUCGCUUGAUAACGUAUUUGAGCCGUUUUCGAAUGUUCAGAACUGGCAUAAUAGGAUGCGGGAGCGCGAGUCUUGGGUCAAGUGUCUUGAAUCAAGGACGAUGCUUAUGGCGGAGCAGGGGCUUGAGCGGACGGGCAUGCCCAAGGGGAUUCAUUCGAUGGAUGAAUAUCAGAAGCACAUUGCUGAGAGGACUGCGAAGGAUUAG
This is a messenger RNA of Aspergillus calidoustus, 675 nucleotides long. Lineage: Eukaryota; Fungi; Ascomycota; Eurotiomycetes; Eurotiales; Aspergillaceae. The record is from the annotation of a GenBank genome assembly.